AAACUUUUUGCGUGCUGGUCGUCAUGGAAUUUACUUUAGACCAUAACGAAACAUAUAACUACAUGUAGACGAUAAUGUUGUUCGGUGUAUCGAAGGGACGCUGGGAUAUCUUGACAUUCCAGCCCCGAGUCCACCUUGAAACCUCAUCAAGUGAACCGUCAAUAUGGCAUCCACCUCUCUUCUCCUUCAAUUAGCCAUCUUUUUUACCUCCCUGGCCGCAACCCAAAAGCUCAUCGCCUCCCUCGACUAUGGCACCUUCCAAGGAGCCUACUCCCAAAGAUACAACAUAACCUACUACCAAAAGAUUCCCUUCGCUGCUCCGCCAGUAGGGGAGAACCGUUUUCGAGCACCACAACCACCACUCCCCAUCAAGAACGGAACUUACAACUCCACCCAGCCCUUCGACAUGUGUCCGCAACGCACAGUAAACGGCUCAGAAGACUGCCUCUACCUAGCCCUCUACAGCCGCCCCUGGGUCCCCAUGCAACCUCUCCGCCCCGUGGUAGUAGUCUUCUACGGCGGCGCAUUCAUCCAAGGCAGCGCCUCCAUCACGCUCCCUCCCGCAGCCUACCCCAUCCUGAACGUCUCCUCCUCCUCCAACAUCCUCUUCAUCUACCCCAACUACCGCGUCAACGCCUUUGGCUUCCUGCCCGGGUCUCAGAUCGCCGCUGAUCCAACCUCAGACUUAAAUCCAGGGCUGUUAGAUCAAGCUGCUGCGUUGAAAUGGGCGAGUCAAUACGUCGAGGAAUUCGGGGGCGAUCCACGGGAUGUGAGUAUCUGGGGCCAAUCCGCCGGAGGAGGGAGUGUGGUCGCUCAGGUCAUCGCCAACUCUGGCAGAACUUCUCCUGCUCUAUUUUCGCGAGCUUUGGCUUCGAGUCCCUUUUGGCCGAAGACGUAUAAAUACGAUGCACCUGAGGCACAAGCAGUCUAUAAUAAGUUGGUGAACUUGACAGGGUGCAAUGAUAAGGGAGAGGACAGCUUGAAGUGUUUGAACGGGUUGGAUGUGCAGAGGAUUAGAGAGGCGAGUUUGCAGAUCUCUGGGAGUGGGACCUACGGUGCUAGUUCGUAUACUUGGGCGCCGGUUGUAGACGGGGUGUUUUUGAGGGAGACGUUGACUGAGGCGACUAGGAAGGGAGAGGUGAAUAUUGAAACUGGGUGGGGUAUUUAUAAUACGCAUGAAGGGGAGAAUUUCAUCCCUCCUGGACUGGCGAAUGCGAGUAAUACAGGCAGUCCUCCUUUCAACUCGAGCAUUGCAUCGUUCAACACCUGGCUACAGGGUUUCCUACCUGGGUUCUCAGAUCGCAAUAUUGACCGUGUAAAAUUGAUGUACCCAGAGUCAGGUUCCACGGAGGAAAUCGCUAGCUACAAUACUUCAUACGUACGAGCUGGACUCAUCUACAGAGACAUCGUCCUUGCAUGUCCCGCAUAUUGGAUGACAAGAGCAGCACACAAGAAGAGUUAUGUUGGGGAAUACACAAUUUCUCCUGCAAAGCACGCAAGUGAUACGGAAUGGUGGAACCAAGUGAAUCCUAUUCAGAAAUCCCAACCCCUAAUCUACUCGGGCUUCACAGGGGCCUUUGCAUCAUUCUUACAGACUGGAGAUCCUAAUGCAAACAAACUCACUAAUGAAAGUGAGCCAGGUGUGCCUGAGAAUUGGGCGACUGGAGAGGAGUUCGUAAUUAAGAGUGAUGGGUUUGAGAAUGCGAAGGUGGAAAUGUUGGAUAAGAGGUGUGGAUUUUGGAGAGAAGUUGCUGCUGAUGUUCCAAUUUGAUACUUAUUCAGCGCUCUUUUUACUCUCAUAUACCCACGGUCUGCGUAAACGCAAAUCUGCCUAUCUUGCAAGCGCUAAACUGUUUGUACAGGUAUCAACGGUAGAUUAGACUAGUAUGGCCUAAAUGCCGCUCACUCCACAGGCGGUAUUCAAUACGAACAAUAUUGUAUUUCGUGACACAGGCAGUAUUUACACUUAAAAUACUUGGUAUAUCGACUUAUCUGAUAUCUGAGAACUGCUGUGAUAGACUUGUCAGAACCUCAUUGCGGAAAUAGAGAACCUGGGGAAUGGAAGUAACAUUCUUAACUUAAUUAGUCCCGGGAUUUCCAGAUAUACCAGUGCUGCCAAGGGAUCCUGAUCACAGCAUCU
This is a messenger RNA of Hyaloscypha bicolor E, 2140 nucleotides long. RefSeq names its product carboxylesteras-like protein. Bases 164 to 1771 code for a protein of 535 amino acids. The record is from RefSeq and is a predicted model, not a curated record. The transcript is spliced from 4 exons. Lineage: Eukaryota; Fungi; Ascomycota; Leotiomycetes; Helotiales; Hyaloscyphaceae.